AUCAAACAAAGAAUAUCCUUGAUCACUCGAUACACGUUGGGCAAAUACAAUGUCUUCCUCGAAACUCUUAACCGCAUUUCUCUUCAUCUCAUUUACCCUAGCCCUCCUCCAAACAUCUUUUGGAGACUCAAUUUUUCAUUUCUGUUUAGGGUCUGAGAACUACACAGCUAACAGUACCUACGAUGUAUAUAUGAAAACGCUCAUCAUCAAGCUCAAGUAUAAGGCGUAUUCGACAGGUUUUGGGGCAAGCACGAUGGGCCAUGACCAAAACCUAAAACUAUAUGGGCUUGUCCUUUGUCGUGGCGAUGUGUCAGCCUCAGAAUGCAAAACUUGUGUCUCUGAUGCAACUAAGGAAAUCCUUAACCUCUGCCCAUACAACAAAGGUGCCAUCAUAUGGUACGACUAUUGCAUGUUCAAGUACUUGGGCACUGAUUUCUUUGGCAACAUCGACACCACAAACAAGUUCUAUUUGUGGAACCGGAACCGCAAAAAUGAUACAGCACCGUUUAACUUAAAGACUAGAGAGUUAUUGAGCCAACUUGCUCUGACAGCUUAUGCGAACCCUAAACUAUAUGCUGCUGGAAAGCUAAAGCUUGAGAGUUCAGACACACUUUAUGGGUUGAUUCAGUGCACGAGAGACCUCUCUAGCACUGAUUGCAAGAAGUGUCUUGAUGACUCAAUUAACGAGCUUCCACGAUGUUGUGAUGGGCAAAUAGGAGGUAGGGUUGUGGGUGGAAGCUGUAACUUCCGAUAUGAGACAUACCCUUUUGUCAAAGAGUAAAUGCUAAAAUCUUAUGGUUACGGCCUCAUCCUUUCUUGUAAAGACCUUCUUAUGUUUUUACAUUAACACAUGAAUAAAUGAGUAAUACUAUUCUUAGGAUGUCUUUUAUAAAGAGAGAGAGAGGAUGAGAAAGAGAAAUAUUAGAUAAGAAUGAUUAUGUAAUAGAAAAAUAAAAUCGUAUUAGAUAUUUUGAAGGAAAAUUUAUUCUCUAUUUUAUUUGUUUCUAGCGAAAUGGAUCCAAUAAAAUAUAUGUGCGGUUUCAUACGUUUGACAACUUAUAUUAUGUUGCUUGGGUUGCAUAUUAAUA
Cajanus cajan (pigeon pea) is the source of this 1088-nucleotide messenger RNA. RefSeq names its product antimicrobial ginkbilobin-2-like protein. NCBI's taxonomy places the organism in Eukaryota, Viridiplantae, Streptophyta, Magnoliopsida, Fabales, Fabaceae. The record is from RefSeq and is a predicted model, not a curated record.